UGGUGGGGUGACAUUAAAAAAAAAACUGGAUGUCGUCCUCCCUGGCGAAGAACCAUCGAUUUCUUUAAUUUUGAAGAAUUUUAUUUCUUUUGUUAUGUACAUCUGCAAACAUUAUUCGCGGAAAGUUUUAGUGUUUCUUUCUUUGGAUUGUUCAUUAAAUUCAUUGUGACGUUUGUAUAAAAUCUUCGUAAAAGCAUCUCAUUAAAAUUGGUUACAUAUUUUGAUAAUAUUUUAAUAAAAAACAAAGAAAACAAAAUUGGUAGAGUAUUGGAGGCUGUGAAUAGAUAGUUAGCUCGUGAUUUUAAAACAAUAAUUGAUUUGUGUCCGGCAGUGAGUGAGAUUGUUACAUUAUAAAAUAAAAUUGAGAUUUCUCUCGACGCCAUGUUGUCAAUGUUGUUAUUUACUCGCUGACUUCGCUCAGUCAGUUCUGUUGUGAUAUGGGUAUAUUGUUUUGUGUCGCGAUUGCGUGAGUGAGCAUGUUGGAGGAUGUUCCCGUCCACGGAAGCCGAAACGACGUCAGGGAUCCUAAACCACCUACGCAUCAGAGGAACCUUAGCUUGGACUUUAGACAUGUGACGGGCGCUAGCGGGCCGCCUGCGGGAUGCGGCCACCAGAGGAACAGAUCCCUGGACUCUGUUCUCCAACGAAUACCGGAGGAUAUGACACCUACCUCGCCGGAGGGUGCGCCGCUUCGGAUACCCAUGGAAGCGCCCGCGCCGAGGCUCGCUCUACCUCCGGAAGUUCCCGCGGGUUCAGAUGACUCAGGAAUACAUACACCACCUGAUGGCGCGGAUGAAGAGAGGCCUCAACCACCAGCUGCUGCCAGAUCGAGGGAAAGUCUCGAUUCUGGCAACCCAGAAGACACAGACAAACCGCCCGAUCCACCGGACACAAUCGUCGAUCCUCCUAAAUCUGAACUAUCCGCCGCCGAGACAUCGAAAAACAAAGACUUUCUGUUACGGUUAUUUGAGAGUAAAUUGUUCGACAUGAGCAUGGCUAUCUCAUAUCUGUUCAAUUCAAAAGAGCCAGGUGUACAGACAUAUCUGGCGAACAAAUUGUUUUCAUUCCCUUACGAGGACGUGGACUUCUACAUGCCACAGUUGGCUACAAUGUAUAUAGAAAUGGGCGAUGUGGCGGACGUGCUUAAACCUUAUUUGGUGCACAGGUGUAAACAGAGUGCGGAGUUUUCACUUAGACUCGCGUGGUUGUUAACGGCAUUCGGUGGUGAUACGAAACGAUCUAAAGCGACAAAGUUGAGGGAUUCUAUCCUUGCGGAGGAGAUAAGACCGGCAGCGAGGAGAGGACAUCACAGGUCGCAGUCUGAUGCUUCAGCGUUACGGCUGGCGACCCCAUCUGGGAGGCACUUGGGAGACCUCGCGUCUGGGCGCGCAUUUGACAAUGGAUGCCUCUGUGGAGAGCAGUGUUCGUGUGGUGCGCCGCGGUUAGCUCCGCAAACGCAGUUCCUAAACUCGCUGACGAGCAUCGGGCGCCGUCUAGCCGGGGUGGCGGACAAGGAGCGGCGGAACGGCCGGCUGCGGGCCGAACUUGCCGCGCUCGACCUGAACCUGCCGGCCCGUGUGUGGCUGCCCUUACACCAACGACCUCACUACGUGCUAAGGAUACCCCCGCACGCGGCCGCAGUGCUCAAUAGCAAAGAUAAGGCACCCUACAUAAUGUACGUGGAGGUUUUGGAAACCGACGGCCAUGAGCCUUUACCACCGCGUCUACUGCCCCCCGCCCCGCCCGCGCCCCACUCCCCCCCGAUACGACACACGAAGAGCGAAGAGAACCUAGUACCUGAGUGGCCUGUGUGGUCGCUGUACUCCGCUUUAGAUGACGUGGACGCCGGUGAUUGCUGGAGUCACGAUGAUGAGGAGUUGAGCACGCAGUAUUCGCAGAGAGCGCCCGCGCCCGACAGCGUUUCGCAGGUAUCAGCAGCAUCAGCGUUAUCAACGUCAUCAUGCGGGUCUCGAGAAUCAGUGGCGGUGGGGGCGGGCGAGGUGAGGAGAAGGCUGGCGGACGCUACCGCGGCGCAACCGCCGAACGCUUUCAAACACGAUCCAGCUGAUCCAUCCGCUACCGCCUUGAAGGAGUCGUGGGAAAGUAAGUUGGCGAGAAUGAGAUCAUCAUCACCAUACGGUUCCCUCGCCGGCUGGCGGUUACUCGGCUGCAUAGUCAAAGUGGGAGACGACCUGCGACAAGAGAUGUUGGCGGCGCAACUUCUGAGGAGGCUUCAAGCCGUCUGGGCACAAGAACGAGUGCCGUUGAAGCUACAUCCCUAUGAGAUACUGUGCCUGGAUAAGGAAUCUGGACUCAUCCAGCCGGUAUUAAAUUCGGUGUCCCUUCACCAAAUCAAGAAGCAGUCGGGCAAGUCGCUCCGGGCGUGGCUGGAGCUGGAGCACGGGCCUCCCAACAGCGAGGGCUUCCUGCGAGCUCAGAACAACUUCGUGGAGUCUGCGGCCGCGUACGCACUCACCAGUUACCUGCUACAGCUGAAAGAUAGACACAACGGUAACAUUCUGCUGGACAGCGCGGGACACAUAAUACACAUCGACUUUGGUUUCAUAUUCUCGAUAUCUCCCAAAAAUUUGGGCUUUGAGAGUUCACCAUUCAAGUUAACGACGGAGUUCGUGGAAGUGAUGGACGGCAGCCAAUCUGAUAUGUUCCAGUACUUCAAGAUAUUGAUCUUGCGCGGGCUCAUCGCUGCCAGGAAACACUGCGACCAGAUCAUACAUGUCGUGGAACUUAUGCGCAUGGGCGGUCAGCUAUCAUGUUUGCGCAGCAGCAGCGCCGUGUCGUCGUUCCGCGGCCGCUUCCACCUCGGCCGCACGGAGCCGCAGCUGCAGGCGCUCGUGGACAGAUUGGUAAGAGAUGCCCUCAACUCCCUCUCCACGCGGCUCUACGACAACUACCAGUACUACACCAACGGCAUACUGUGAGGCUCGCGGCCUGACGGUAAAGCCUAAUUUUCAUUACGUUACUCGUGCCGGCUACACGCUAUCGCCGAACUCGGAUAUGCCGACGCGAACGCGUGAACGUUGCGUAGUUUGUAUGAGUGAUUUUAUUUACCGCAAUGAAAAAUUAGCAAUGUAAUCCAAAAAAUGUCUAAUUAAUCCGGAGUAUUAAAAUUAAAGUGGAUAACACUCAACGGCUCACACUAUGUUUGUAUCGUGAGUCCAAUAACUCUGAAACGGCCAUAACACACCCAAAAUCGGAGACAAAUAUUUGUGAUCACGAGUACAAAUUUCGUCAAUUUUCGCCGUCGUACCCAUGUACGAAAACUUGACGUCAAGUCUUUGGCGAAUGAAUUAUGACUAUUUUAAUGUCACUAAUCUCGUAAUGAAAAUUAGGACAAUUAUGUUAACUUGAGAGCCGCACUGUUACGCGAAUUAUUUCUCUUUCGCUCGUUAUGGAAGUUUAUAGACGUGCGAAAGGGAACGUGAUAGUUCGGUGCUAUAAUGCGGCCAUAGAGUAACGAUCUAACGUAACUACAGGCGAUGCAUUGAAUUUACUGUCCAAAUUGUAUGGCUAUCAGUACUAGGCAUCAUUUUCAAAUGAAAAAUUUCGAUUUUUAGAAACUAAAUAUCUGUUAUAUCCACCCCUUUUUGAUAAAAGAUUAUCAAAAGCUUGAUAAACUAAUUUUAGCAAUAUGUUUUGUCCUAGUGAUGAUUUUACGCAUUUUUGAAUUGAUUUUCAGUGCGUUUUAUCUCGGGUUAUUUCAGUCAAAUAUUUUUUAAAAGACAAAACAUAUUUCUUUGAAAGUGGGUUUAGUAAACAAUUGUUAUCUUUUACGAAUAGUUUGAGACCCGUUAUUUCCUAUGUUUAAUGUGAAAACUAUGAAUUUUGUAUAAGUUAAUAUCGUAAUUUUUUUAUAAAUUCGGUAGUUGGUUCCAGAUUCAUUACUUGUCUAUGUGACUAUAAAAUAAUUCUAUCGGUACAACAUUAACGAAACUGUAAAUUUUUCAAAAUGAUAAGUUGAGAUUUUAUAUUAUUAAUAUUAUUUUAAAUUACAAACUCGCCUUUCAUUGACUUGAAUGUGCGAAAACAGAAAAUUAAUUUUGUUUUUUAUUUAUUAAUUAUUUACGUGGUCUAUAAACGCUGAAAUUAUGGGCAAACACUAGUCAACACACCAAACAUUGUUAAUGAUUGCUAAAUCUAAAUUGUUAAAAUAUAUUUAAUUUUGAAAUAAACUAAAAAUUAAUUCAUUGGUGUUAAUAAUUAUCUGUAUUAUCAUUACGAAUAAAUAAAAUUUAUGUACCUAUAUAAGACACAAUGGCAGUAGUUCCAUAUUUGGCAGUUAAUCGUCGCAAAUUAUAAAUGAAAUCAACUAAAAUUUCACAUAAGCCGUGUAGGUAUUUAUGUUUUCGUACGCACUGAUCAGUCUUAAAAUGUUUGCUUACUAUGUUUUCCCCGAUUUCGACUUACUACAAUAUUGACUGAAUGUUUUAGAAGAAAGUCUUUCAGUUCAGUUACGAUAAUACUUGACUCAAAGAUGUCAUGCUUUCAUUUUUAAUUAAAAUAUGAUUUAAUCUUUUGAUUGUGUAUAAUACAACCAAAUCGAUUCAUGGGACGAACAUUGAAAAAUAUAUUCUAUCAUUAUAAUUUAUAACUCUUGAUGAGUAUGUACUAUUCCUAGGUCAGAUAUAUAUAGUUAUUGUGUAUAGUUUGAAACAGUCCUUUAUCAUGCAUGCAAAUAUAUUCAUGUAGCCUUGUAAACUAGUGCCAUAAUCCGCUGUCACUGUACCUAUGAAAUUAUCCUUGUUUUGCUCAAAUCACUGCAUACCAUUAAUCUACACGAGAAAUGUGGACUAAAAUGUAAAAUUCUUAUUUUAGAUUUGUGAGUAUAAUUUUUUAUUAUGUUUGAGCUGGUCUAAAAUGAUAGUUUGCGUAGUAUCAGUCGAAGUAUGGUCAACUAAACAUAUACAACCACAAUUUAAUGUAAGACAAUCGUAAAAUUAGCUUAUAUUUUAGUCUACAUUCCACAAUACUUUGACCCGUCCAGUCUAGUUACUUUCUAGUUCCCCGUAGCGCUUUGUAAAAACAGACAGAUUAAAAUUAUUUUAUGUAAAAAAGUCCACUUAGGAAUGUUAAAUUCUUGAAAAAACAAGUGUAAAUAGUAUAAUGAUUAUGAUAAUUUUCGCAAAGAGAAGACUGAUUGUUCAGGCAUGAAAAGUGGUUUAGUUAUAAAUUUCUUAUCCGUAUAAUCUUAAGUUUUAACAUGUAUAUUGAAAUUAAUUGUUUAAUAACGGAAUUUGAUGUUUCCGAUUGUGUGUAAUGCCAAAGCAUUGAAGACAAAAAAAGGCAUUAUUUAGGUGAAAUAAGGAAAAGAAAAUUAUUGAGUUUGUGGCAUUAGAUAGGAAAGUCGGGGACACCAAAUUGUAUGGUGAAUCUGUUAAAUUAAGGAGUUUUAAAAUAAAUUUAUCGGUGUUGUACGAUUGUUUGAUGUUGCUGGUGCGGUGUACGGCACUGUACCGUCGUUAUAUUUAUAUUUCACUAUUCGGUAAUGCCAUAUCGGAUAUGUGGAUAUUGCUAGUAAUGUCGCAAACUAAAAAACUAUCGGCGGUUCCGUGCCAUUGUGGCUGAGAUAUUGUUAUAGGAUUGCCUUUAGAUAAUUUAUUACUUAUAUGUGCGGGACACCUAGUUAAAAUUAUUGGCAAAUAGCAGAUGAUGCGAACGUAUUACCGCUUCAUCACAUAUAUAUAAGACAAUGGCUUGAUUAUUCGUGUUCCAUUUUGUCAAGAAGUUGUAUGGCGAUGGCGAACCAAUAAAUAUUUGGCGCUUAGUCAGAAAUCGCGAGUGAGAUGUUUGUUGCCAAAUUUUAAGCGAUAAUUAAACUGAGCAUAUGUGCUACUAUUUUUCGACUUGUCCAAUUCAUGUUCCAGUUUCACUAUAAUAUUAGCAAUAAGGUGUUGAGCAUGUAAACCCAUGUACUCAUUAUAAUCAUAGUUUGUAAACAGCUAUAGAAUUAAGUUUUAUAUUGAGAACAUGGCUUUAUUUUAUCUCCUUUUUGUAUAUCCUGAUUGUGUUGUAGUUCGUAAAAUAUAUCUUAGUUUUGGAACAAUUUAAUAUUGACUCUUUCCGAUAUUUGAAAUAGUAAUAAUGAGUGUAAAACAUGUAAUGAUAAUUCGCUAAAUGAACUACCGAGCUAAAUAUUAGGAUCGUUAAAUUCACGUGCAUAUUGCAACGACACCAACGUUAUAUUUUCUCAAUUUAAUAGAGAUUCAGUAAAAAAUGUGACAAUUUUGUGAUUUAAUAUAAGAUUUGUGGUCCCAAUAUUUGGUUAGUAGUCUUAAUAAAAUCGCAGCAAUAAUUGUUGUAUUUUUUUGCUGUUUAAAUAUUUCUACUUAUUUUGAACCCGUAAAAGUAAUUCGCUAGAUUGCUCAUUGCUUCUUUAAAAUAAUCCUAUAUCUGAAUGUGUGUGAAUUAUUGUGAAUAGUUUUAAUGGACUUGUAGAUAGGAUGUAAUAAAGUACCUUUUAAGCUCUAUAUACACUCGUGUCUCGAUUUCACGCAAAUGCUAAUAUUAAGUAUAUACGUGAAACUAUCUACAUUUGCGUUACGCGGUGUUCGCGGCGCGAGUAUAUCUGGGGCUCUAGAUUUUAUCCACGGGAAUCAUUUAUAGUCGCAUACUAUUGUUUAGUUAGAGAUAAAUCUGUAAAUAAAUUGUUCGCUUAUGAUAUUGUUCAUACUAUUCCGAAUAAAAAUAUUAUAUCCUAUGUCCAGAUAAAAAUCCUCAGAAGUUAUUUAUCAACAUGUACAGAUAAUUGUAAGUAGGUACAUACUCUAAUGUUUAUCUUAAUUUUUUAAAUAUACAUUAUAUCAUGAUUUUU
Messenger RNA from Plodia interpunctella (Indianmeal moth), 6829 nucleotides. RefSeq names its product four wheel drive (gene fwd). Gene Ontology annotation, cellular component: cytoplasm; membrane. The record is from RefSeq and is a predicted model, not a curated record. The transcript is spliced from 10 exons. Gene Ontology annotation, molecular function: 1-phosphatidylinositol 4-kinase activity. Lineage: Eukaryota; Metazoa; Arthropoda; Insecta; Lepidoptera; Pyralidae. Gene Ontology annotation, biological process: phosphatidylinositol phosphate biosynthetic process; phosphatidylinositol-mediated signaling. The coding region runs from base 477 to 2939 and encodes 820 amino acids.